ACAUAUUUCCUACCUUAAAACCUCAGGAAAUACUACAAUGCAUGACAGAAUUAGGAAUACCAUUUUCAGAGGAAGAUCUAAGUAAACCUACAUAUCAGCGAAUGAAACUUGUAUAUGAAGCCUUUUCUGAUAUACUUAUGGGUAUUACAUGGGAGAAUUAUGAUAAUUUUGUUCGCGCAUGCCAUGAUGAACUAGAAUACUCGGGAAUCUAUGUGGAAUCGCUUGGAAUUAUUAUAUUUCACCAGAAAUUAAUAAGAUUAAUGACAGAAGUGGGGAUUGAUGACUUUUCUAUUCGUGAUUUGAUAAAACCGGAAGCAGGACGUGUUAAAAAGAUACUUUCAGCAGUGAUUAACUUUGCAAAAUUUAGAGAAGAACGAAUGCCAGUUUUUGAAACACAUGCACAGAAAGCAGAGUCGUAUGUUUCUAGACAUCAAGAUCUUGUUUUUCAGAACCAAGAUUUAUCAGAAAAGCUUAAAAAUUUAAAAAUGAAACAAGCAGAUGAAGUAUCAUUGAUCAAGAAAUCAAAAGAAAUCAAUGUUGCACUUACGAAUGACCUUCGAGAAUUAAAAAAGAUACAAACAGCUUUAACAAAUGAAAUUGAUGUUUUGAAAAGAGAAAAGGCGGAAAUUGCAGAACGCCUGUCAAAUAAUCAAUUUAUUACAGUUAAUACAAAGCAAGAAUGUAUGAAACUUCGCUCAAGAAUUGUACAUUCUCCAGAGAAAUUAAAACAACUUAUUUCAGAUAUGGGAUCGUCAUUAGCAUCAGAAAAAAGUUCUAUAGCAUCAUUAGAAAAAAAAUCAAGAGAGCUUCAAAAUAAGAUUGAUGCAAUUGGAACUGUUGAACAAGAUAUAUUGAAUUGUAUAAAAUUAAUGGAAGAAUGUGAGAUUGAAAUCGCUAAAGUAGAAGAAGCAUCUCGUAAAGUUGCUAAACAUCAAGAAAUGGUAGACCAAAAAGAAUUAGAAGUGCGUGAAGUAGAAGUUAAAGACCAGCAAUUAAACCGACAAUUAGCAAAUGCAGAAGAUAAACUUGCUAGAAUUCAACGUUCUGCUGAAGCAAAACGUGAAACUGCUCAGAAAAAAAUGGCCGAAAUACGAAAAGAAUAUAAUAUUAUAACAGUCGAACGAGCAGAAAGAGCACAUGAAAUGGAUAGAAAAAGAACGAUAAUUGAAUCUACCGAGAAAAAAAUAUCAGAAUUGCGUUCUCAUAUUGAAUCGGAAGUAUUAGCUAUUCAAAAUGAAUAUUCGAAACUUAAAAGUCAUGUUGAACUCUAUAUGGAUGAAAUGAAUCGAUGUAUGGAAAUAGCAACCACUUCAUAAAUAUUUAUAAUUUUAAAUAUCGGUUAUACAAC
Molecule: messenger RNA, 1348 nt
Organism: Pneumocystis carinii B80
Lineage: Eukaryota; Fungi; Ascomycota; Pneumocystomycetes; Pneumocystales; Pneumocystaceae
Exons: 8
Coding region: 42-1316 (424 amino acids)
Biological process (GO): attachment of mitotic spindle microtubules to kinetochore; meiotic chromosome segregation; mitotic spindle organization
Cellular component (GO): Ndc80 complex; kinetochore
Molecular function (GO): protein-containing complex binding
Source: RefSeq, a predicted model, not a curated record